Staurois parvus is the source of this 556-nucleotide messenger RNA. NCBI's taxonomy places the organism in Eukaryota, Metazoa, Chordata, Amphibia, Anura, Ranidae. The record is from the annotation of a GenBank genome assembly.
UAUACACACACAUACGCUAUAUUGCCAAAGUAUUGGUACACCCCUCCAGAUCAUUGGAUUCAGGUGUUCCAAUCACCUCCAUGGCCCCAGGUGUAUAAAAUCAAGCACCUAGGCAUGCAGACUGCUUCUACAAACAUUUGUGAAAGAAGUGAGCCGCUCUCAGGAGCUCAGUGAAUUCAAGCGUGGUACCGUGAUAGGUUGCCACCAGUGCAAUAAGUCCAUCCGUGAAAUGUUCUUCCUACUAAAUAUUCCACGGUCAACAGUUAGUGGUAUUACAACAAAGUGGAAGCAACUGGGAACAACAGUAACUCAGUCACAAAGUGGUAGGCCAUGUAAAAUGACAGAGCAGGGUCAAUGCAUGCUGAAGCACACAGUGUGUAGAAGUCGCCGACUGUCUGUAGAGUCAAUAGCUAAAGACCUGCAAACUUCAUGUGGCUUUCAAAUUAGCACAACAACAGUGUGUAGAGAGCUUCAUGGAAUGGGUUUCUAUGGCCGAUCAGCUGCAUCCAAGCCUUACAUCACCAAGUGCAAUGCAAAGCGUCGGAUGCCGUGGUGU